Molecule: messenger RNA, 7571 nt
Organism: Choloepus didactylus (southern two-toed sloth)
Lineage: Eukaryota; Metazoa; Chordata; Mammalia; Pilosa; Megalonychidae
Gene: CD84
Product: CD84 molecule
Exons: 8
Coding region: 236-1264 (342 amino acids)
Biological process (GO): T cell activation; negative regulation of interleukin-6 production; regulation of macrophage activation
Cellular component (GO): external side of plasma membrane
Source: RefSeq, a predicted model, not a curated record
UCCUGGGCACUCAAUAAAGAUUAGCUGUAUUAAUUAAUUAAUGCUAGGCACUGCAUGUUAUAGAAUAGGAAAAAACUAGUCUCAUGAAACAAAGAUCAAUGUUUCCUACAGCAGUCAAGUUCACACUUCCUUUCUGAAAUGUGGCUAUAAAAAGGAGCAAGAAAGCUCAAGUGAAACUGCCUCUUAACUAGAAGAGUACUGUUCUUGCUUACAGAAGAUUAGACCGUGGAAGAAAAUGGCUCAGCACAGCCUAUGGAUCCUCCUUCUUUGCCUGCAAACCUGGCUGGAAGCAACUGGAGGAGAUGCUGACUUUCUCAUGGUGAAUGGGAUUCUGGGGGAGUCGGUCACCUUCCCUGUAAGUAUCCGAGAACCACAGCAAGUUAUCAACAUUGCCUGGACUUCCAAAACAUCUGUUGCCUUUGUAACACCAGCAGACUCAGGAAGAGCACCCACAGUUGCUGUGACCCACGAGAAUUAUUUUGGUCGAUUAAAUGUCUCAGCCAAUAACUACAACCUGGUAAUCACCAGUCUGAGAAUGGAAGAUGCAGGUGUCUACCAAGCAAACAUAAAUUUACAAACCUCUGCCUCCACUGCUGCUACCACCACCAAGAACUACAAGCUUCGAGUCUACCGUCGUCUGGGGAAGCCAAAAAUUACACAGAAUUUAAUGACGUCUGUGAACAACACCUGUAAUGUCACACUGACAUGCUCGGCAGAAAAGGAAGAAAAGGAUGUGACAUACAGUUGGAGUCCCCUGGGAGAAGAUAGUAAUCUCCUUAGAGUCUUCCAGACCCCUGAGGACCAAGAGCUAAUUUAUACUUGCACAGCCUGGAACCCUGUCAGCAACAACUCCAACUCUAUCUCUUCUCGGCAGCUCUGUGCAGACGUCACAAUGGGCCAUCGUACUCGCCACCCUGGGUUGCUAAUUGUCCUGGCUGUGCUCUUGCUGAUUCUUCUCAUUCUAUCUUCAGUGCUUUUGUUCCAUUUUUACAAGAGAAGACCAGGUUCCUUCUUGGACACCUUCAGUAAGAGCCCUGAUGCCGACUCAAAGAAAAUAGUAUAUGAAUACAUCACAGUUUCCAGAGCCACCCAGCCAGCAGAGACAAGAAUCUAUGAUGAAAUCUCCCAGCCCAAGGUACUUCCCUCCAAGGAGGAGCCAAUGAAUGUGGUUUAUUCUGUGGUGCAGUACUCUGAGAAGACGGGGAAGACCAGCACACCUGCCAGCAAGCCUCUUGGGACUUCAAGCUAUGAAAUUGUGAUCUAGGUGGGCGUUCAUGAGUAACAUUCUCCCUCCGGAAAUGAGUUACAACCAUCGCUACUGGCAGGUGCCUUGGACCCAGACUCUCUCUGCCCAGAUCUUACCAGGAGAUUGCAAAUCCCCGCAACCUAUCAUGCAAGCAAAGCAGGAAACCCUCUAUCACUGGGCAUGGCUCAGGCCUAAAUAGACAAAUGGACACAGACCUUUUCUGAAAUGGUUCCCUCUGGAUGAAUGACAAGGCAGGUUCCCUAGCACAUGCUUCCCAGCCUUCUCCCUUCACUGCACAUGUAGAAAAUAAUAAUAUUGUUAUAGUGCACUGGGACAAAUGAUCCUGAUUGUUCAAGUCUGGAGGCUGCACGUGGCCGGAGCCUUCACAUGACUGGAGGUGACAAUCCUGCCCAGCAACCCCAUAGACGGAGGUGAUCAUAUAUUGCACACCUGUAAUAAGCUGUGGCACACCAGCUGGGAAGCUCUGUGCACACUCAAUAUAUGUGAGCAUCCCCGAUAUCUUGUCUCCAUGAGAACACACAGCUCUUUGAGCUGAUUAGGAAAAGAAACCCAUUCCUUGAGGCUGAUGCAGCCCCUCACCUGAGUGCAUGGCUUGGUGAGCAGAAUGGAGGCUGCAUUUUAGCCCCUGCCCAUCCCUUUGCUCAGAAAGUUUUGUGCAGGCUACAACUGGUCAACCAGCCUAAUAUACCCGAUGGGGCUGUUUGGGAGGCUUUCAGAGUUGUGGAUCUUAGUUGGGCAGAGACGCUCUCCAAAUGGGGGGUUAGAAAGUAUCCCUUUCUAUAGGGACUGGAUGGGCACUUUUAUUUGGGCUCUACUUCAAAGGCCUAGUAGGGCUUUCUUUCUGGCCAAUGCCUUCUUCCAAACAACCUCAGCAAAAAGAAACAGCCAAAUCCAGUACCCCCACACUCCAUAAGGAACUGACCAGCACUGCAGGGCACUUCUGGCACUUCAGAGGAACCAGGAAUAACCCAACCAGCAAAGCAGAGUCAUUCUUCAGAGCAAACUUGGGAAAUGAUGAAACUACCGGGGUUCAUGCCAGUUCCUAAGGCUCAGCCCAGAGAGCAUGAGAUUCAAGCAGAGGUUGAGUACCCCCACCCUUACAACCCCCUCCCCACCCAAAUGCACAGCCAGACAGCUUUUGCAGGCAUUAACUCCCCUCUGCCAGCACUGGGAGCUCUAGCACAGCUGAAGAUCAUUUGAGGAAUGGUUUCCCUUAUGGGUUAGCAAACAUAACCAGCUAAAUCCCCAUUACAAUCCCAGGAGGGCGGAAAUAAGCUGCAUUUAGGCUGAAUGAAAGUAUCAAUCCCAGUGAAUGGGUGCAUAGAACCAUCCAGCACUGUCUACCACUAUCACUGUCUUAGGGGUUGCAAGGCCCCAAACUACAAGAUGUUUACCCUAAAGGUGCUUCCAGUCUAGCUGAGGAAGCAAUUCUGGCACAGGCACUACAAUUAAAUCCCAAACUCCAUGCUGCAAAGAGAGGCAUGAGCUGAAGCAGUCAGAGAAGACCUUCUGGGGGGAGAGGGGGGAGGCAGGGCUGAAGGUGGGCGGUAAAGGAUGGAUGAGGAAGGCCAAGGGCAUCCAAGUGACAGAAGCAUAAAAAUCUAGCAGAGGCCUGGGUCUGUGUGCUGCGUUCAGGGCAGCCACGGAAUACGUGGCCCUACUCAGAUAUGUCAGGAGGGCUCACAGUCCUCACCUAUGCCCGGCAUGUGCCCCCGCUGGAAUGUACACCCCUCACCCCCGUCCACUUAUGCUCAGCUCAAAUGUCGCCUCCUCUUUGAAGUGUUUCCUGGUAUCAACAGUCAAAAUUAAUCACGGUUCUGUUUGCAUUCCUGUUUGUUUGUUUGCUUUCAUUCCUUAUAUUCUCUAACCCAUUUCAUUCUGCGUUACAGUAUGAAUAAUUAUUUGAUUCCCUCACUAUGCUGUAAAUUACCUGAUGGCAAAAUCCAUGACAUAUUCAUAGCUUUACUUACCUCAGUAUCCACCACCAUCUAACACAGUGCCUUGUAUGCUGUAUGUGUGUGAGCAAUAUUUUGAAUAGAAUUGAAAGUGACCAGCCAACCAUAAAAUAGAAGGUAUUUAUUGGAAAUGGAAAUAGAUGGAAGACAAUAAGCGCAGUAGAGUCAAAUUAAGGAAAGCAUUAGCUAUCAGGAUUCAAACUUCAGAAUCUGUUCCCAUGAAAGGGUAUACUGGAGAAGACUUCCAGAGUUAGACCAACUAAGAGGUCAGCUGCAGCAAUGAGCCCAGUGUAAGUGGUGAGAAGCGGUCACCUGGGGAGGGAUGUGAAGAAAGGAACAAAGAGACUUGCACAUAAAGGAUAGAAAAGUUCCAAAGUGACACUGAGCAGGCUGAGUUUCUCCUAAUAUAAAAGCACUCCACAUCCCGUAGAUGAGUUGAAAGAUCACUCCUGAACAUCCUCAUUCUCUAACCUGCCCCUGCCUCUGUCUGGUGUGCUCACUCAGUUGAAUUCCUAGUGUCCUGAGGCCCAAGUGUGUAGCACACACACACACAAGCGUUCCCAUGGUCCUCAAGAGAGCAGACCUGAAGUCAAGCCAGUGCACAGGAAUUCUUAAGUUGGCCUUGAGGGCUCAGGACCCAACCUCCUGUUCUUAUCUGUCACUACCCCUUCUCUAUGGAACUUCUAUUUAUGAAGACCCGAGCUACCCACACCACUCCCUGGGCCCCAGUUCUCAGAUUCUCCUUCUGUAAAAUGAGUGUUAUCUUAUUUCCCCUUUCACAGCUUUCCAGAUGAAUUAGACUGUGACCAACAGGUCCAUAAAAUCAAAGUAUUCUUUCAAUGAAACAGGAUCUUGAAUCAGACCAAGAUGUUCCAGUUUUUAAAAUGGGAAACGAAAUUGAAAUCUCAGGGGCAGUGCCCUCUAGUGGACAGAGCCAGUAACCAGGACAGUUCCUCAGCCCACAGGUCCCCUGGGCUUCAGACAAGUCAUUUAACCUCCCAGUGCUUCCGCAGGGGGAACUGAGAAAAUGAGACGUAUUGCAGCUCCUGUCCCUCAAAAGAAGAAAGUGAGGCUGGUUUAAAAUACGACUUUUUAAAAGCCCGAAGGAGCCUCUCUGAUCUGGGCUGUGUCUACAGAGGGUAUGUCUUAGGUUUCACCUGUAGAAAAGAAAUGGCAGGGCUGUAUUUUCUUCCAGAUCCAUUGCAUUUCUUCUGUUUAACUUUCCCCCUGAAUUUCCCUUGAUUUGUGAGAUUUUCUCAGGAAAGUGACGAUCUCUACUGGUUGUAAAAUGAAGCUAAAGGCCAUAGAGGGAAGCAUACACACACACGGGCACUGAUGCUAGCAUGCCUGGAUCUGACUUCUACUUUGUUAGUUAUGUGACGUUAGACAAGUUACUUUGAUCUCUCUUUGCCUCAGAUUUUCCAUGUGUAAAAUGGGGUUAAUAUUAGUUCCUACCUCGUAGGGUUGAUGUGAGGAUUAAACGAGGUGUUACCAUAAGUGUAUGCCUGCACAUCAUAUGGCCCUCCGUCAGUGCUACCUUCAUCACUAUAUAAGCUGAAACCUUCAGGAGAUGCUUAUCCAAAUGUACAAAAUAAGCUUCUUGCAACAGAAAUGCUGCUGAUAUUAUAUUAAAGUAAUGUCGCAUACCAAACUUCAACUCUCAGUCCUGCUAAACACAGAUAUAGCUUAUUAUAUGCAAUGUUUGUCUCCCUCAUUUCGCUUACCACACCACACUCUGAUUACCUGAUACUAUUCCUGUCUCCCCAACUAGAUUGAAACAGCAGUCUGAAUAAUAAUAAAAUUGAAAUGGAGAACUCCUUGAGGGCAAGGAGCCUGUAGAAAUUAAGGACUUUGCAUGCCAAAUACUAUGCUAAAUGCUUUGUACAUUAUUGUCAAUACUCACAACAACUGUAUAUGGUAGAAAUUAAUUCUUCUAGUCUAUGUCAAGAAUAAGGGGAUAAAUCUCUUACUUCGCAAAUCUAGGAUGUUGAUAAGAUAGAAUUUGAACUCAAGACUUCUUGUCACCAAGGGCUGUGCACCUGACCUCUGCAGUGCUGCCUCCCUUGACUUGCUUGGAUUCCCAGCACUUGGCACUUUGCUCCAGGUGUGGAGCACACACCCGCACUUUGAUGGACACAUAAGUAGGUCACAAAUAUUUAAUUGAAUGGAAGGUGCAUAUAAUAAUAUUUAUAGGCACUAAAAGCAACCCAGAGCAAAUCCAUUCAUAUUUUAAUCCUGUUGUUAUCUGGGUAACCACUCAACUUUCUGUGAGAAAUAUCCAUUAAAUAAGCUUGGAUAAAGCUCUCUGUCUGGAUUUUAGGUAAGACAGCUUCAUAGCAAACAAGGGGUGCAUGUCAUAAGAAUUCCUGAUGAGUUGUUACAAAAUGAGAGAAACACAGGGUAAAUUUCCACUAUUGAUAUCACAGAAAUAACAGGAGCAGAAGAAGAGGUAUGAAUCGGGGAAAUUCUCCAUAGUCUUUUUGAUGUGUACAUUUAGAUUUUAUUGGGCCCUGUCCAAGGGUGAAGAGCACUUGACGGUUGUUCAAAACAUAUCAAGGUGUUAAUAUAUUUGACAAAGGGCCAUUAGGAAGAGUCCUGAACUCUGAUUUGAGGAAACAAAAUAAAAUAAUGAUUAGCGUGUUCUAGAGACAUGCAGACUUUGAAAAGUUGACUUUGAGAAUUCAUAAAAGAACAGAAGUAACCCAUCUUUGGAUGAUAAUUAUUACCCCUUGCUGGUCAAGUCAUGGCUCAUUGUCCAGACAGUUCUGAAGAGCCCUACACAAAUCUCCAGGUUUUGACUGCACCAGCUCUGUGACCUAAAAAUGACCAUAUCUUUGCAAAUGAGAAAUAGAGAUUUUUUUCAUAUGAUCUUUUUGGAGGCAAACAGUCACAUAAGUUUUCUGUAAGGGAAUUUAUAAAACAUGUAAAUCUCAACCAUUUCAUUUAUAACCUGUAUUUCCAACUGUUGAUAGGCCAUUUCUGUGUGGACAUCAGAAGUCACCUCAAACUUGAUGUGCCCAAAAAUGAACUCAUGGGUCUCUCCCUGACCUCCCACAACUUACUUUCCUUCUUGUUUCCCCAUGCAAGUUAAUAACUCAUCAUAAUAGCAAUAGCUGACAUUUAUCAUGUGCUUACUAUAUUCCAUUCCCUGUCCUAAUGUUUUACAUAUGCUAACACUUAAAACCCAUGAGAAACAUUAAAACUUAUCCACUCUUUGGAAUAGGUACAAUCAUCCUCCAUUUUAUGUAUUAAAAAACAUUUUACAUAUUAAGAAGUAAGAGUCACAGAAAGGCUAAGCAACUCAUCUAAGUAAGUGGAAAAGUCAGGAUUCAACCCCAGGCCUUCCAACUCCAGGGCCUGUGUGUACCUGCUCUUCUGCACUGCCCCACUACUCAGCAGCUACCCAAGGCAGAAAGCUGUUUUAUCCUUGACUCCUCUCUCUUUCUUAUGUGUCAUCCCAACUACCCCUACAUCUAAUCAGUCAUUAGGUCCUGUCAAUUCCUGUUCCUCUGUAGGGUUCCUCUCAACCACAUUCUCUCAAUGUGUCUAAUAUUAAAGACAUUCUUGCUCUCCAUGAUCACUUCCUUAGGUCGUUCCUUUAUUGCAUGUUACCUGUGCUGCUAGCACACAAAGAGCAGUCUCUUAAAAACAUGGAUAUUAUCACUUCAUUCCACUGCUGAAAAGCUUUUCCUGCAGGACCAGAUUCCCGAGCAAUAGGACCCAUCAGAUUUCCAGGCCCCUCUAUCACAGGUUGGUGAACCCACCAAAUCCUUUCCCAGCAAAGCCUUUGUCCAUGUUAUGUCGUCUGCCUGGAAUGCCCUUCUCUCUCUCACGUCCAGUUCUUUUGUACUUGAAGCCUCAGAUCAAGUGUCCCCUCUGUGUAGCUUUCCAAAACCUCCCACCCAAAGCUAAAUACAUAGCUCACUCUUAAACUCCUAUAGAAUUUAGUGCAUUAAGUGCACAGUAGUAGCAACUUAUUACAUUGUAAGAUACAACUAUGUAGCUGCGGUAUUUUCUUAAGUAAUUCCCCUACUGGUCAAUGAAUUGUUUUGUGGUCAGGUACUUUUCUUUGUGUUCCCAGUGCCUGAUAAACCUCACAUCCUUAAAACUGUUUCUUGAAUGAGUAAAUUAAUAUGAACAUGAAGAUUACAUUCACUAGUAGUGAAUGCUGCUGCACCUAUUUCGAAGCCAGGUGUCAUGUUUGUAACAGGAUAUCUCAUCCUCUCUGCCUUUACAAAUUUCCUAUAAUAAAGUAUUGCCCAUAUAGUUUUACCUUGUAAGCACCUAAGAAAUGGAACUACAGGCUCCAUUUCAGCAGGUAAACACAAUAAAUAUUAUUUGAUAACACA